Molecule: messenger RNA, 1443 nt
Organism: Myotis daubentonii (Daubenton's bat)
Lineage: Eukaryota; Metazoa; Chordata; Mammalia; Chiroptera; Vespertilionidae
Gene: IL1B
Product: interleukin 1 beta
Biological process (GO): positive regulation of gene expression; immune response; cytokine-mediated signaling pathway
Molecular function (GO): cytokine activity; interleukin-1 receptor binding
Source: RefSeq, a predicted model, not a curated record
CACUUCUGCUUCUGAAGGCCAUAAAACUGAGAGAGAAUUUGGCAGGUGGCAUUCCUCUCCGAGGCGACACGGGCUAGUCCAGAACUCUGUUCUCUCCGCCAGUCUUCAUUGCUCGGGUUUCUGAAGCAGCCAUGGCAGCAGUGCCUGAACUCGCCAAUGAAGUGAUGGCUUACUACAGUGACAAUGAGAAUGACCUGUUCUUUGAGGCUGAUGGCCCGCAACAGACUAAGUGCUCCUUCCAAGACCUGGACCUCAGCCCUCUGGGAGAUGGGGGCAUCCAGCUGAAAGUCUCCCACCAGCUCUACAACUCCAGCUUCAGGCGGGCCGUGUCGGUCAUCGUUGCCGUGGAGAAGCUGAGGAAAGUGCCCAUGGUCUGCCCACAGGACUUCCAGGAUGACGACCUGCGGAGCCUCUUCUUCUUCAUCUUUAAAGAAGAAUCCAUUGACUGCAUGUGGGAUGGCAGUUACGAGUGUGAUGCAUCCCUACAAUCGCUGCACUGCAGGCUCCGGGACAUAAACCAAAAAUCCCUGGUGCUGUCUGGACCACAUGAGCUGCAGGCUCUUCACCUGAAUGGACAGGAUGUGAACCAACAAGUGGUGUUCUGUAUGAGCUUCGUGCCAGGAGACGAGAAUAUCGACAAGAUACCCGUGGCCUUGGGUAUCAAGGAAAAGAACCUGUACCUGUCUUGCGUGGUCAAGGACAAGAAGCCCACCCUGCAGCUGGAGACAUUUGACCCCCACGGUCUGUCAAAGAAGAAGAUAGACAGGCGAUUUAUCUUCCACAAGAAGGAAAUCAGGGACAAGGUAGAAUUUGAGUCUGCCAUGUACCCCAACUGGUACAUCAGCACCUCGCAAGCGGACCAGACGCCCGUCUUCCUGGGAAGUACUAAAGGUGGCCAGGAUAUAACUGACUUCACCAUGGAAAUCCUGACUCACUGAAGAGGCCUGUACCUGUGCUGUCAUCCGAGGGCUGCAGAAAGGGUGCCGAAGGGUUUGAACAUGGCAGGGGGCUGCACUUCACUGUGGUCUAGUCAAUGCCCAGCUGCUUUCCCCACAUUAAUUAGGGAGAAGCAGCCCCCUUCUCCCAGAGCCACCCCUCUCGCCUCUCUGCUCAUACAAAGCCAGCCAGGCAGAAACCACUGCACAUUCGGUUCCAGAAUCCCUCUGUCCUUUGCGCCCAGCUUCCAAUAAGCAACCACUUAAACUAUCUGUUUAUUUAUUUAUUAUGGGUUUGUCUAUUUAAUUUCGCUCAAGGGGGCCAGGAAGCAGCCGUCCCAGUCUGCAAUAUCUAAGGAGCCCAUGUCAUUUGGAUGAGUGUGCUGUCUUUAUAUCGAGCCCUUUCACCAGGCUGAAUAAGCUCAGAUUAUUUUUAUAGGAAUAUUUGUGAAUGAGAAGUAAGAUACUGUUUCAAUAAUUCUGAAAUAAAUUUCACUGAAAAAUAAAA